Drosophila mojavensis is the source of this 1342-nucleotide messenger RNA. RefSeq names its product trypsin-1. NCBI's taxonomy places the organism in Eukaryota, Metazoa, Arthropoda, Insecta, Diptera, Drosophilidae. The transcript is spliced from 2 exons. The coding region runs from base 431 to 1258 and encodes 275 amino acids. Gene Ontology annotation, biological process: proteolysis. The record is from RefSeq and is a predicted model, not a curated record. Gene Ontology annotation, molecular function: serine-type endopeptidase activity.
UACUGUAAUCUAUCGUAUAUGAAAUGUGAAACUGAGUAAGUAUUAUACAAAAAAUCAAACAUAUAUAUUUUGUGUAUUGAUAGUUAAGAGGUCUUUUUAAUAAACUUGUAAGGUAAUAAACUUAAUUCAAAGUAGAUUAGAAAUUAAAUUAGAAUCUAUAUAUUUGAUUAAGUCCAUCAAGAGCAAUUCUCAAUUUUUGUAUAUUUUGUAAAAUAUAUUCCUAUUUUCUUAAAGUUAGUGUAUCCAAUAUUCGUUUAGAGUAUGUAUUGCUUCUUCAUUUCUUCCAAUUAUUUUAGUAUGCCAACCUAGCAGACUUAGAUAAAGACUCAGUGGGGUUUUUUGACUAUCUGUUAGCUUAGCCUAUUGAAGUUCUGGUCCGGUUUUAUAAAAGCCGAGCACUUCUUUUCUGUGUGUCAAAGUCAAGUCAAAAAUGUCAACGAAAUUAGUGAUUGUUAUUCUGCUUCAAGCCGCCGUUGCUGUCCUGGCGGGCGUCUGUUUGAUACCUGAGCCCGUCAAGCGCCAACGAUCGCUGGUAAAUGAGCUCUUCAGGCGACAGCCACGCCUCGAUGGUCGCAUUGUUGGUGGCCAUCGUAUAAACAUAACAGAUGCACCACAUCAAAUCUCGUUGCAAACAUCCGACCACAUUUGUGGCGGCUCACUAAUCUCGAAAGAGUGGAUAAUAACGGCAGCUCAUUGCACCUUUGGCAAGCAAGCCAAUCAGCUACGCGUGCGGCUGGGCACUUCUGAAUGCUCCCGAAAUGGACAACUGCUAAACAUCAAAAAGAUUGUUCAACAUGAAAAGUUCAACUACUCGAAUAUCAACAAUGAUUUUUCGCUGUUGCAGCUGCAGGAACCAAUAGAAUUCGAUGAGACCAAGCAGGCUGUUAAGCUGCCGACACAGGAUCAAGAGUUUAAGGACGGUGAUGCGUGCUAUGUUAGCGGCUGGGGCAGCACACAGAAUCCUUUGGAGUCCCGCGACUGGCUGCGCCAGGUAAAGGUGCCGCUGGUCAACCAGGAGGAUUGCAAUAAGAAAUACAGUCGGUACGGCGGUGUGACAGAUAGCAUGAUCUGUGCUGGAUAUAUGCAAGGUGGCAAGGAUGCCUGUCAGGGAGAUUCUGGUGGUCCCAUGGUAAAUGGGGACGGCGUGUUGGUGGGCGUGGUGUCCUGGGGCUUUGGCUGUGCAAUGCCCAACUUUCCGGGCGUAUACUCCAGAGUAACUCAUGUUCGUGAAUGGAUCAAGGAGCACAGCGGUGUUUAGCUAACUGAAUGAAUGAAAUAAACGACCGAGGGAGGUUCCAGAAGUACCCGACCUAACAAAUAAAACACAAUAACUAUGAUUUAA